AGCCGUACACCGCGCAUGCUCCAAGCGCGGCGCCCCCGACUCUGCGCUCGGCUCGCAUCGGGCAUUUCCGCCUCUUUGUUUUAAACUCCGGACGGGUUUUUUUCUCCUCCUCUUGGGGGGGACCCGGAGGGAGCGGCACCCCCUCCCCCUCCGGCGCUGCCCUCGCGUGCGCCUGAGUCCUGAGACCGCAGGCUUCACAAUGUAGCAGGGACUCCAGGCUGUCGCUCUCAGAAAAUGGAAAAAGAGCAGCGGCCAGGAGGGUGCAGAAGCCAGCCCAUGCACGGAGUCCGGAGGGAUCCUCGCGUCCAAGUGGCGGCCUAAAGCCUCCAUGCCACGGCAGAGGGACGGACAGGCAGAAGUCUAGAGGAGAAGCCAAAGAUGUUGACCAGGAAGAUUAAGCUGUGGGACAUCAACGCCCACAUCACCUGCCGCCUGUGCAGCGGGUACCUCAUUGAUGCGACUACAGUGACCGAGUGUCUGCACACGUUCUGCAGGAGCUGCCUAGUGAAGUACCUGGAGGAGAACAACACCUGCCCCACAUGCAGGAUCGUCAUCCACCAGAGCCACCCACUGCAGUACAUCGGUCAUGACAGAACCAUGCAGGAUAUCGUUUACAAAUUGGUGCCUGGUCUCCAGGAAGCGGAAAUGAGAAAACAGAGGGAAUUCUAUCACAAAUUGGGCAUGGAAGUGCCUGGAGACAUCAAGGGGGAGACCUGUUCUGCAAAGCAACACUUAGAUUCCCAUCGGAAUGGUGAAACCAAAGCAGACGACAGUUCCAAUAAGGAAGCCGCUGAGGAGAAGCCAGAGGAGGACAACGACUACCACCGCAGUGACGAGCAGGUGAGCAUCUGCCUGGAGUGCAACAGCAGCAAAUUGCGGGGACUCAAGCGGAAGUGGAUCCGCUGCUCGGCCCAGGCCACCGUCCUGCACCUAAAGAAGUUCAUCGCCAAAAAACUUAACCUUUCGUCCUUCAAUGAGCUGGACAUUUUAUGCAACGAGGAGAUCCUGGGGAAGGACCACACGCUCAAAUUCGUGGUUGUCACACGGUGGAGAUUCAAGAAGGCACCACUCCUGCUGCACUACAGACCCAAGAUGGACUUGCUGUGAGUGGCACUGCCUGGACACCCACAGACUGGCCUCGCACCCUCAGCGUUUCACGCGGGCUGUUCGCACGGCUGCCGCACUUUGGAAUGUUGCCCCGGGUGUCAUGUGGACCCGACUUCUGAAUAGAGAUAUUUAUAACUUUUGUAUGCGAGAACUCACACUCAACAAGACACUACCAGCACCACGUUUACAGAGGAUGAAAACACUUCACAGUCUCACGUAGCUGCACAGCGCGUCUCCCGCUCAGUCCCGAGCCAGCGUCACGUGUGCAGCGCGACACAGCGUUGAAAAGCCACCUUCCAACACAGAUGACCUUUGCUUGUUUUCCAGGUCUUGAACAUCGGAGAUUGUUUUGUUUAGUUUAUUAAUUAGGUUUCAUGAUAAGCCUCAAAAAUAGUUGUGCUUUUAUUGAGUCCUUCCUAAGUUAUUGAAAAAGUAUCUUUUCAUGGUAAAUGACAAUAUUUAUGUUGCCUUUAGCUUCUUGAAGACUGAGAGGAUAUAUAAAAAUCUAAUUUAAAAGCA
Messenger RNA from Carlito syrichta (Philippine tarsier), 1626 nucleotides. RefSeq names its product polycomb group ring finger 3 (gene PCGF3). Gene Ontology annotation, cellular component: PRC1 complex. The record is from RefSeq and is a predicted model, not a curated record. The coding region runs from base 379 to 1107 and encodes 242 amino acids. NCBI's taxonomy places the organism in Eukaryota, Metazoa, Chordata, Mammalia, Primates, Tarsiidae. Gene Ontology annotation, biological process: regulation of transcription by RNA polymerase II. The transcript is spliced from 11 exons.